This is a messenger RNA of Physella acuta, 6663 nucleotides long. RefSeq names its product cell division control protein 42 homolog. Gene Ontology annotation, biological process: small GTPase-mediated signal transduction. NCBI's taxonomy places the organism in Eukaryota, Metazoa, Mollusca, Gastropoda, Physidae. Gene Ontology annotation, molecular function: GTP binding; GTPase activity. The record is from RefSeq and is a predicted model, not a curated record.
AAUGAGGAAGAUGGCGUAAGUUCAGUGUUGUUCCCCUUUAACAGGAAGAGAAAGGAAUCUGUUACAAACAAAAUGACUGACAACAAAUUCAUUAAAUGUGUUGUAGUAGGCGACGGCGCUGUAGGGAAAACGUGUAUGCUGAUGAGCUAUGCAACAAAUAAAUUUCCUACAGAAUAUGUACCAACUGUAUUCGACAACUAUGCAGUCACAGUCAAUAUCAAGGGUAAUCCCUACCAGCUUGGUCUAUUUGACACAGCCGGCCAGGAGGAGUAUACAAGCCUGCGAAUGCUUUCAUAUCCAGAAACAAGUGUGUUUCUAGUGUGUUACUCAGUGGUCAUGCCAGAGUCAAUGCGGCAUGCGGAGAUAAAGUGGGUUCCUGAGUUCCAUCACACGGUACCCAAGGCCCCAUUUGUAAUGGUGGGUACACAGAUUGAUCUACGGGAUGACGAAGCCACCAAAAUAAAAUUGCAGAAAAGAAAAUUGCGUCCAGUAACUACAGAGGAAGGCCAAAGACUUGCUAAGAGACUUGGUGCAGACUGCUAUGUGGAGUGUAGUUCUUUAACUAGACAAGGAUUAAAGGACGUGUUUGACGAGGCGCUGCUGGCUGUUCUAGAGCCAAAAAACACCAAGCCAGAGAGGAGGAAACACAAACAUGGAUGUACCAUAUUAUAAACAACCUAGUUUUGAUACUGGCCGACUUAGUGAUAUCUUCUGCUGAAUUAGUCAUAACGUCCAGAUUUUUAACUAACCCCUGCCUUACAUAUGAACUUUGACAUUUGCAUGUUUGAAAGCGAUGUAACUUUGUGUAAGUGAAUGCUUCAAAAGAUAGUGUGUGGUAAUAGACAAGGCUUCUUACUAUUAACCUGUUGUUUAUAAUUUGUUAUCUGUAUGUACAAUGAUCUUUUGUUUAUAACUAACAUUAUGGUCUAUUUAUUAACUGUAAAACAGUUGUAUUAUAUGAGCCACUGCAUACCAAGCCAGGAAAUAGAUUACAGUUUGCAAAAAUGUUUUUUAACUUUUUAUUUGAUUUAUAUAGUUCAAAUAUUAAUUUUUUUGUUGACAUUUUUGAUUAAUUUAAAAAACUACUGUUAAAUGACUUGUUUCAAACCUGAAGUUGACUUUCUAAACUUUCCAGAUUAAAUUAAAAAAAACUUAUCACUUAUUGCAGAAAAUAUCUUUUUCUAUGCUAAAAACUAAAUUAGGAUGUACCAAACUUUUAGAGUUAUAAACCUUGGGAGAAAUUAUUUCCAUUGAAGUCAUUUGAAAGUAUAAAACAUUUGAAAGUAUAAAACAUUUGAAAGUAUAAAACAUUUUAAAGUAUAAAACAUGCCACAGUCACAGAAACAGAUAAACUCUGCUUCUCCUGGCCCAUCCAGUUAAAAAACAACAGUAUUUUUUUUUUGUGUACAAAUUUUAAAAUUUCUGUGUUUACCACUGUGAACAUAAAGCUAUACAGGAAUGAAUGUUGUAGUUUAUGUGAGCCAAUCUCAUAAAAAACAUGACUAAAAAUUGCCUUCAUAAGGUAAUUCGUUAUUUUUUAUAAGUUUGGAAUUUAAAAUCUUAAGACAUUAACUGUGUCUCUAAAUCUAAAGAUGCGUGUGCUGUCUUUAGAGCUAACGAACAAAGUAUUAUUUAAAUUAUUACAUCUGUUCUUAAACUAAACUAAUUAAUUUGUGAAAUUUAAAUGAGUUAACCAAAUUUUUAUUUAAAAGUUUUUUUGAUGCUUUUAUUAAGUAAUUGAAUGUGCAUUGUGCAUUCAUUCUUACAAUAUCUGCUUUAAUUAGUUGGCGUGCUAGUCAUUAGUAAACAUCCUUCUCAAAUUGUUUUGUGUUUUUAAAGGAUAUGGAAUAUAAUCAGUGAAAUUUUAUAAACAUUUCUUAUGAAAUUAAAUUUUUGUAUAUAAUAUAUCACUCAUAGUAAUGCACACUAUAAGUUUAGAAUCAUCAUUCCAGAAGUAAAUUAUAUGAUUUUUUUAUUUAUAACUAGACUUGUUCAUACUUGAACUAGUUAUAUAUGUAUUGAGUCUCUUGACUAGUCAUUGAACUUUUUUUUAUUGGGAAUUUUGGACAAUUAUCUAAGAAAUUACUUGCUUUUCAAAAUGAUUAAUUAAAAUUUAAUGUUUUAAUGCUAAAGACUAGGGUAUACCCAGAUGCAUAUUGAUCGUAAUGUCAGUCAAAAUGCUGAAAUAAUAGAUUAGUCCUCUAUCCAAUUUGCUUAUAAGUAGAACUGACAUGUCAUUUAAUUAGUCACCAUUAAUUGUUUUGCUGUCAGUGAAAAUGUUACUUUGUUAAGUUAAUGAAACAAAUACUAAUGUAGCUGCUCUAAAUUGAACUGUCCGUCAAGGAAAUUGUUACUUUGUUAGUUCAACUAAAAUUGCUCAGUGUAUUGUUAGAUAACAUUUUGCUCAGUGAGUUUGGUAAAAAUAUUCUAUGCACAAACUAAACACUAACACCUAACAUUUCUUUAGCUCUCUCCCAGCUCAGUAAGUUUGGUAAAAAUAUUCUAUGCACAAACUAAACACCAACACCUAACAUUUCUUUAGCUCUCUCCCAUGUUUGCUCAGUAAGUUUGGUAAAAAUAUUCCAUGCACAAACUAAACAUUAACACCUACCAUUUCUUUAGCUCUCUCCCAUGUUUGCUCAGUACAAUUGGUUUAUGUUUCUACCAAGUCCCAUCUUUGUGCUCAAUGUUUUACACACUGACUCCAGGUUUGUCUCAUCAGUUUAUAUACAGUGACUCCAGAUCUAACUUUACACACAGCAGUGACACUACUUCUUCUCACUUUACACACAGCAGUGACACUACUUCUUCUCACUUUACACACAGCAGUGACACUACUUCUUCUCACUUUACACACAGCAGCGACACUACUUCUUCUCACUUUACACACAGCAGUGACACCACUUCUUCUCACUUUACACACAGCAGUGACACUACUUCUUCUCACUUUACACACAGCAGUGACACCACUUCUUCUCACUUUACACACAGCAGCGACACCACUUCUUCUCACUUUACACACAGCAGCGAAACCACUUCUUCUCACUUUACACACAGUGACGCCAGACUUGACUUCUGACUAAGUAUUUUAUAAUGUUGAAAGUAUUUUCAAACUAGAUUGUACUUGUUAAGUUUUUGAAGUUCUUUGCUUCUUUUUAUGUAGCAUUUAUAUCUGUUUCAAACUGCUGUUUACUUGUAACCAAUGUAAAUCAAAUGGAAGCAGUAAGUCCCUAAUACCUUUUGACUAUGGAAGCAGUAAGUCCCUAAUACCUUUUGACUAUGUCAUGUUAUGUAUUACCAGCAUUGCUUUGAUGUAUAUUUUUUACCUUAUACUUUUACUAGUCUUCACCAAAUGUUUUUUGUUCAGCAAAGCUUUUAGAAAACAACCCAGCCUAUAGAUUGUGGCACUUAUGUAUAAUAAGAUAAUAUCUACUGCAGAGAAGUAAUCAAAAAUAGAUGAAAUACAAAUUGUGUUAAAGAAAUAGGCUUAUUUUAAAAAAAACCUGGAUCAUUACACAGCAUUCUAAAAAUAUAAACAUCAUUAAAAACGAUAUUAAUUUAAUAGUAUAAAUCAGAACAAAUAAGUAAACUUUAUUUCAUAAACAUUUGAAAGAAUAUGUAGACAUAUCAUUGAUAAUCAGGGUAAAUUGAUGAUUUUAUUUCUUGUACAAUCUCUAGCUGUCUCCUAGAUAUGGACCUGCCAGGCUAGUUCACUGCUUAUAUUUUGUUAUACCUUUAACAAUCAUCAGUAACAGAUGAAGAUGAUUGAACCUUUAUGAAUAGAUGAAGUUUUUAUUGGAUGAGCUACCUGCUUACAUGGCAAUUAUUGUCAAAUUUUCAUGACAGUUUGUGGCACUUUUUCAUUAGUUUUUUUUUUCCAUUUUCUAACCUUGCUUUUGCUUUGUUGGUAACAGUGACAGUGUAGAUUUGUCCUAGUGUUGGUUUUUCCUAGUGUAGGUUUGUCCUAAUAUCACUCUAGGUUUGUCACUGUUCUGUUUUUAUGAUGAAGUUAUGAUGGAAGCAAUUAAAAAGUUGGUUGCUAGGUUACUCAGAAAUGAGAAGUGAUGAUUGUGUGCUUGAGUUCUGUAAAAAUAUUUGAUAUGUGCUGAAGACGAGAGCAGUGUUACUUGUUAUUAUGUGAUACAACUAUUUCGGCCUUCUACUUAACGUACUACUAUAUGUGGUAGUAGCCAGGUCACAUAUUACGUGUUGAUCUAUCCUUUGGUUUGGCUUGAACUCAUGGAUUGUUGUCUUGAAAAUGUUCUAGAACAAACACACAGUUCAGUGGAGAUGUUACUUGUACUGAAUGUUUGUAUGUUAUUUGUACAGAACGUUUGUAUGUUGGUAGGACUGGGGGUGUGAGUACUGUUGUACUUUUUUGACCAGUAACUUACUGUGCUGUUACCAGUAACUUACUGCACUGUUAUUUGAGCUCAAAGUUUUGUUGUACUCUGCUAGCUGUACGAGUCAGUGUUUUCUUUUAGAGUCAUGUACAGAACUCUCUGUAUGCUAAAUCAGUGGUCUGUGGAAGACGUCUAUUCUUCUUCCGUUUCUUAUUUACAUGCAAGUUACAAAACCCCAAAACUGUUGAGCCUGUUCAAAUGUUUUCACAUUUUUUGAAUUGAGCAUUUUAUUUUUCUACAACAUAAAAUAGUAGGAAAAAAUAUCAGUUGUUGAAUACCACCCAUAUACAUAUCUAUGUAUUUUUUUUUGACUGAAACUUUUGUGUGGUCCAGCACAAUCACUUACACAUUAAAAUAUGUGGACUUGUUUUUCUGGUGAAGUUAUGACACAAUCUGUUGUAUGGAGAUGUGUAACAAUAUGUUAGCAUAUUAAUGGUGAAUUUGUUAUUGUCAUAUACACAUUUUGUUUUUAUUAUAUGACUUGGUUUGAUAAUAGUGGUCCAACCAGUAUGGUAAUAACCAGCGUUGCUAUGACAACUAAAGGGAUGCUAUUUUUAACUAUGUAAACAACCACUGCCUUAGAUGCUGAGGAGCAAUUGGAAUGUGUGUGUUGGUGGAAUAUGUGUGUGUUGGUCAAGUUUUUGUGAUAUUGUGUGUGUGGGAAUGUGUGUGAGUUGAUCAUGUGUUUUUGAUACUGUGUGGGAAUGUGUGUGGGAACUCAAGUGUUGAUCUUGUGAGUUUUAAACACAUGUUUGUGAUAUUGUGUGUGUGUUUGUGUGUGUGAACUUGAGUGUUGAUAUUGUGUGUGUGUGUUUGUGUGUGUGUGAACUUGAGUGUUGAUCUUGUGAGAUUUAAACUCAUGUUUGUGAUAUUGUGUGUGUGUGUGUGUUUGUGUGUGUGAACUUGAGUGUUGAUAUUGUGUGUGUGUGUUUGUGUGUGUGUGAACUUGAGUGUUGAUCUUGUGAGAUUUAAACUCAUGUUUGUGAUAUUGUGUGUGUUUGUGUGUGUGUGUGAGGACUUGAGUAUUGAUAUUGUGUGUGUGUGUGUGUGAAAUUGAGUGAUGAUCUUGUGAGUAGUGUACACCUUGUAUUUGAGCAUAAUGAAAACUGUGUUCAUGCCUACAACAUGUAUUUAGACAUGUUUCAGCACAUGCAAUAGGAAGAAUUGUAUCCAAAGUUUUUAUAUACAACUUUUUUUCUUCACACAAUCUUUACUAACUCUGUCCUGAUAUUAAGUGUGGGGAACUUGGUCAAACCUGAUCCUUACACUUCAGUCAUUCAGUCAACUUGAUCUAUUUUUGAUCCUUACACUCCAGUCAUUCAGUCAACUUGACCUGUUUUACUCAGAGAACUCUUGAGGUGACUCAAAUACCAUCAAAUUUGUAAUGUUGAACUGACUAGUUGAUUUCACCCCUACAAAUCUUGAGGUGACACAUAUGCCCUAACAUAUGACAUUAAUGCCCUAACAUAUGACAUAAAUGCCCUAACAUUUGACGUUAAUGCCCUAACAUAUGACAUAAAUGCCCUAACAUAUGGCAUUAAUGCCCUAACAUGACAAUUAUGCCCUAACAUAGGGCAUUAAUGCCCUAACACACAUUUGUACAUGUGUGAUGAUUCCUGCCUAUUUUAUCUUGCAUGAAUAUAUUUUCUAGUUAUUUCCCUUUGCCCUUGGCCCUCCCCUUUAUAUUUCCCUAUUGUUGUUCUACUAAUUAACUAAUGCAGUCCCUCCAGUGGUCUAUACCAAACUGUUGUCUAAAACAACUAUGACCCCUUCCCCCCACCCUCCGCCUCUUGUAGUAUUUAGAUUUUGUUGAUGUUUGUAUCAGUCAAUGAGCAUCCGGUCUAAAUGUAUUGAUUGACAGCUUAUAUUCAUUAUGUUGUAGAACUAAUUCUAUUAUUAUGCAAUUUUUAUUUAUGUUUAAAAUUUUUUCUUGUCUUCACUAAAGGAAAGUGAACUGAGUCAAUACAGUCUAGAUAAUGCUUUGUCUUAUCACAGCACUAGUCCCUCUCUCAGUAUAUAUUAUGGUUAAAAAUAAUUUUUUUUUCUACACAACAUUCACACUGUAUAUUAUUCAUAGAGUUUACUUUUUGGAUAUACUAAUUGAAGAAAAAUGAUGGGUAAAACAACACCAUGUUAAUGUAAGGCAGACUUGGUUUAGUUUAUGUUUCUUUAUAAACUUUUUUUCUUCCAGUUUCUAUACAGCUUUGAUUACAUUUUUUUUCUACACACAUUUUUUUAUUAAAACUUUUUUUGUUGUUGA